Molecule: messenger RNA, 2049 nt
Organism: Solanum tuberosum (potato)
Lineage: Eukaryota; Viridiplantae; Streptophyta; Magnoliopsida; Solanales; Solanaceae
Product: pinin-like
Exons: 2
Coding region: 1-2049 (682 amino acids)
Source: RefSeq, a predicted model, not a curated record
AUGGACUUAGACACCAGACCCCAUCACCGCACAGCAGCCGUUACAAGCAAUAGUACAACUAGUGAGCUCUUUAUUUGCUUUACUUCUCGUCUUUCUUCUUCUUCUUCAUCUUCUUCCAUGAAAUUUUCUAAAUCAAUUCUUAGUCCUGGCCGUGCACGUGAUGGGCCUCUUUCUCUUCCCACUUCUCUCAGCCGGAGACUCAGAGCAAAUGGGAGCUUAAAAGGCGGUCAAGCUUCUCCUAUGUUUCCGGCCACCGGGAAGAAACGCGGGUCGGGUUUUGAAAACCCGGAACCUACUUCUCCGAAGGUUACUUGUAUUGGUCAGGUUCGAGUGAAGACGAAGAAGAAGGUGAAACAGACAAGGAGUUUGUCGAAGAGAAGAAGUGGAAGCGGUGAGGUUAGUUUCAGAAAAAUAGAACAAGCCACUGAGGCAUUUAGUCAAACAGAUGAUAGGCUAUUGUUAAGGAAUCAGAGAUACUCGCAAGGGAACUCGAGUGUGCAUUAUCAGCAACAAGAAUGUGUUUCUCAUAGAAAUCAAAGAUGGGUUCAUCUUCCAUUGACGAUAUGUGAGGCUUUGAGGGCUUUUGGUGCUGAGUUUAGCUGUUUGUUCCCUUGCCGUUCGUCGUGUUUUUCGACGAACGAAAGGGAAAAGGAAGAGAAAGGAGGGGAGAAUAAUGAGCAUAGAUCGUGUGGGGCGGUUUUUGCUAGAUGGUUAGUAGCAGUACAAGAUGGGGAAGGAGGGAAAAGGAGGGAUAUUGAGUUGGUGGUAGCGAGUGGUGAAGAGGAAAGAACAGAGGAGGAGGAGGAGGCAAGGCGUAGUAUAAUGAGGAGUUCAAGAAGACAUGUCUUUGAAGAUAUUGAAUUUAAGGAUGAGAUUGUUGAAAUGGAAAACGGAGGAGGUAAUGGAGAGAAAGAUGAAGAAGAAGAUGCUGUAGAAUUGGAAAAAUUCGGAGAAAUUAAGCGUAUGGAAAUUGUAGAUUGUCAGAAAUGUGAACCAAGUAAUGAAGUUGAAGCAACGGAGAAAUUGUGCAAAUUGCCAGGUGAAGCUAGGCUUUCAGUAGAUCUCAAUGAAAUGGAAGAGAAUCCGGAGGAAACUGAGGUCAUGGAAAUAGAGGAAGAAAGAAAGCAUGAAACUUGUGAAUUAGCCGCAAAAAUGGAGGAAGAACAUGACCAAAUAGAGUGUUUUGUAGCCGAAGACGAGGAGUAUCUUGAACAAUCAGUCCAAUUGGUUAAUCAUAUGGAAGAUAAUGAAGAAAUUGGAAAUAACCAUGUUGAGGAAGAAGGAGAAAAAGGGACUAUUUCGCUCCGUUUAUCGUUAUCAGAAAGCUCAAAUAGACGAAGUAUCAAAAUUGAAGACGAAGAACUAGAACUAGUAACUGAAGAAGCUGCAUUGGAAGAAGAAGAAGAACGAUUCAAGUCAACCGUAAUGAGAGAAAUCGAAGAAAUUCUCAUGCAGGGUAACAUAGAAAUGAAUUCCACAACGCCCCAACAAGAAUCUGAACAAGAAGAACAGGUGCAAAAUGACGAACAAAUUGAAGAAGAGAAGCAAAUUGAACAACCCAAAGAGCCUGAAAACGAAGAAAAAGAAUCCGUUUUGCCUGAGUGUUUGUUACUAAUGAUGUGUGAACCGAAGCUAUCAAUGGAAGUUUCGAAAGAAACAUGGGUGUGUAGAAGGGAUUUUCUCAGAUGGUUACCCGAAAGAAAACAACACGCCAAACCACCCAAGAAAGAGAUCCCUGAAGAACAACCCAAAAGGCGGCGGAGCACUGACACUAAACCUACAGAACACAGGAACAAACACCUAUUACAACCACCAAGAUCAUCGUGUUCUUUACCAGCAGCCACGGGGAUGUCCAUGACUACCAUGAUUGAGCAGAAACUAGUGAAUGCAGCAGCUUACGAGCCGUUUGUGCUGACAAGGUGCAAGUCGGAGCCAAUGAGGACAGCGGCAGCUAAGCUGACCCCGGAGAAUUGUUGCUGGAAAAACAGAAAAAUUGAGCCUCACCGGCCGGCUACAUUUGGCGUCGGGGCAGCUGGAGUCGGGUUUUGA